This is a messenger RNA of Puccinia triticina, 1638 nucleotides long. RefSeq lists its product as uncharacterized. Gene Ontology annotation, cellular component: plasma membrane. The transcript is spliced from 3 exons. The record is from RefSeq and is a predicted model, not a curated record. NCBI's taxonomy places the organism in Eukaryota, Fungi, Basidiomycota, Pucciniomycetes, Pucciniales, Pucciniaceae. Bases 1 to 1638 code for a protein of 545 amino acids. Gene Ontology annotation, biological process: cell division.
AUGGCCCAGGGAACACUGCUGCUCUCGAUAGCCGAUGUCACCGUACACCAGCUCAGCCCCUCAACCACCUCCAGCCCGCCGAUCGACUCAACGCUCUUCGCCGCAACCGUCCUCAACCUCCAGCUCGUCGACAUCCCUUCAACCGCCCUCAAGUCAAUCCCCUCGGUCUCAGAACCACCGCCGUACAGCAACCUGGAGAAAUCUAAUGCGCAGAACCAUCCCAGCCAACCCACCGUCGAGACCUGGCUGGUCCUCUCCCUGGCUGAUGGCCUCAUCGACAUCCCACUCUCACAGUCAUCCCAGAUCUCCUUCCAGCAGCCCCGCUCCUACCUCGUCCCGAUCCUCCCAGGGGAUGCCGGCCCAGCCGAGCUCGACAACAAGGCUGCACACCAGGCUCUCGUCAGGAUCGACAUUGCCAGUCAUGUGCCCGAUGAUACCAUCGACACCCUCGACAGCAUCCUCGCCGGCUGGACCCAAUACCCCGGCCGUCAGAGUGCCAGCCAGCCCUUACUCUCUGUCAACCAGAUCCCCUCCAAAUCCGUCUCUCCACCUCCCCCCUCACAUCCUUCAGCUUCAUCCUCAUUCCCGAAAGAAAAACCUGCUUCAAACCAAUCUACAUCCAAUGGGGCUUCCAAGUCACCCUUUCCAUCUGAGGGACGCUUGGCUCUGAUGGAUGAAUCAACUGGAGAGAUCUGUGGGGAACUAACUUCAUAUGUCAAAUUCCAAGGCCCGGCCAUCGCAGCGCACGCCCCGCCCUAUCCAGCGGGACCUUCGCACCAAGGCCCUAUGGGCGGAGGCCCAUCAGGAGCCCCUCACCUAUUGCUAGCGGCGCCACAGCCUGUAAUGGUAUCCCUGAGCCCGUCGGCACAGGGGCCGGGGCACUCGACGGCCCAGGUGAGCGCCAUGCCAGCCGGCGGGGGCUCGCAGAUCCUCAGCGGGGCAGAGUGGGUCUCCCGGGGGAUCCUUGCGGGCUCGGAGGUGAUCAGCUCGAUGAUCAAGAAAAGCGGCAGCUCGUACCUUGCCAGCGCCAAGCCGGCCGCCGCGCCGAUCACCUUCUCCUCCACCACCCAUGCCAAUGCAGACAAGGUCCUCGGCUUUACCCGCUCAGCUACUAAGGUCUCCGGUAAAGCCGCCUCCCUCGUCGGAUCCGUCUUCGGCAAGGUCGGCGAUACCAUCGGAAAGUCCACCGGCAUCCAACGCUCCCCCUCUGGCGCACCUCCCUCCGGCGCCCGCGGAUACGUCCACAAGGGCUUGGUCGCUUUCAACACUGUCAUGGAUUCGCUCGAGACCGGGGGCAAGAAAGUAUUGGCAACUGCGGGUGACACGACCACCGAGGUAGUGACGCAUGCGUACGGAGCCGAAGCGGGCCAGAUCGCCCACCGCGCCAACCACGCGGUCCGGAACGUCGGCCUGGUCUACAUCGACGCCCGCGGGGUCACGCGCCGCGCGAUCCUCAAGUCGGUCGGGAAAGCGGCGGUCCGAGGCCGGAUGAACGACGGCAGAGAAGUCAUCCUCGGAUCCGACGAGAAUGUCGACCAUUGGUCCGUCGUCGACAAUCAACCCCAUCCCCAUUCCCCCAACCCUGACCUCAAAAACCCUACUCCAAAUCACACUGAUCGAAAAGACCAUAAGUCUUGA